Messenger RNA from Effrenium voratum, 2588 nucleotides. The record is from the annotation of a GenBank genome assembly. NCBI's taxonomy places the organism in Eukaryota, Dinophyceae, Suessiales, Symbiodiniaceae.
GACGCACUCAAAAUCAAGAGAGCUUUGAACAUGGCUGCCUACCUAUCACUUUUGCGACAGGUUGGAGAAGCCGCCAGCGAGCGCGCACGGCCCCUUUUUGCCCAAGGGCUCGCCUCCCUGCCCUCGCGAGCGCGCACCGUGUCUGCCCCGGCCGACAAGAAGGCCUCCAUCCCCUCGGCGCCCGGCUCAGAGUCCACCGCUGCAGCGCCCGGCUCCGAAGUGGCGGAGGAGUCGAUGGGCGUGCUGUCGCAGCUGGCAGCCAAGUGCUGCCAGCUGUCCCUCUGGAUGCAGCUGGCGCUCUUCGCGGCCUUUCUGCUGCUGGACUCCUCCAGGUAUUUUGUGGACGUCCGAGCCAUGAGUCCGGACCCCAUCAUCGCGCAGUCCGUCAUCCUCUACCAGGACCUUUUGUCGGUGCUGCUGUGUCUUCUAGCGGUCUGGAGGUACCAAGGCUUCCGAGGCCUAGCUGACACCUUCUCUGCAGAGCUCUUUCACUGCUUACCCACCGCGGUACUCUUUGCUCUGAGCAGCGCCUGCUUCGCGCACGCCAUCUCGCUGGGCGUGGGCGCGGCCACCGCGGUGUCCCUGAACUCGCUCUACAUGCCCAUGAGCGCCUUUGUGAGCCGCUGGAUGUUUCGGCGUGCUUAUGGCUGGCUUGAACUGCACGCCUUAGCGCUGUUGACCUUUAGCUCCCUCACUUUCUGUGAGUUGCGGAGCCGCGUCAUUGGCCUGUCCGGUGGCCUGCAGGGCGCCAGCUGGGUCGUCUACGCCCAGAUCUUUUCAUGCCUGGCCUGCUUGCUGGCAGAGCGGAUCUUCAAGCAGAGGCACCGCGACAGAGAGGAGCCGGAGCUCUUCUGCGCGCAGAAGGCGCGCUUCGACCUCUGGGGCGCGCUCACCUCCGUGGUGGUGCUGCUCUUCUUGGGCGCGCCCUCACCUGUGAUGAUCGUCCAAAAGUGGGGGCAUCUGCAGGUGAUUGACGUGGCUGUGCGGGUGGUGCAGUCGUUGAUGGCUGGCGUAUUGGUGAAGCACUGGUCCACGGUGGCCAAAGCAGUCGUGCAGUGCUUGUCCAUGUUGGUGGUCUUCUACCUGGGAGACGUAGUUCUACUGGGUCGUGGUCAAGGAAACAUGUGUCUUUAUAUGCUGGCGCUGAUGGUCGCGCUGGGCGCCUUCAUGUACCAGCUGGGCCGGCGUCAGACCAAGAAGCGCAUUCAGUCCCAGGCGGAGCAGCCGCAAGAGGACACUGAGGAUACUGAGGAUAUCGAAGCAAUCCGGGGCCUGCAGCGCGCGCUCUCGGACCCCACGGACCAGCGCCCCGCGCGCGGCCUGCAGCGCCGGCGAGUCACCAGCGACGAGGCGCUAAUGCCAGACAAUCAGGCGCUGGCUCCUUCCGAGUUCGAGCCGUUGAGCCCCACCCAGCAGCUGGCCUCCUUUGUUCCGCAGAUGCCUCCUGUGGAGCGCAUGCAGCUUUUGGAUCGGACUUGGCUGGAGGAGGAGCGGUCAAGGGACUCGCAGUUCGUGGCGUGGAUCUCCUCCAAGAUGGGCAUCCUGAUUCAGUUGGCAUGUGUGGGCGUCUUCGUUUUCUUCGACUCUUCGAGGACUAUUGUGAACGAUCAGUUCAUCAACGGCACGCCCAUCGUGUCCCAGUCCGUCACCUUUGCCCAGUUCGGCGCUUCCAUUGUGGUUGGCUUGCUUAUCUCCGUGAUCGCGGAGGGCAAGGCUGGCCUGCGCGCUGCCCUGUCCUGGAAGGAGAUACUGCGCUGCUUCCCGGUGGCUGCAUGUUUUUCUUUGAGCCAGACCUUUACCAUCAUGGCCUACAGCGCCGCAGUGAGCGGUAUGCUGAAUACUGUGGUGGGCAAUCUGUACUUGCCCCUGUCCGCGCUUCUCAGCCGCUGGAUCUUCGGGCGGUCCUAUAGCUUCCUCGAGUGGCUGGCGCUCACCGUGCUGAUGCUCAGCGCCAGCGUCUUCGUGCUGCUGCAGGAUUCGCCCAAAGGCGACACGCCGGCGAAUAUCUUCUCCACGGGCAUUUGCUACGUGCUGCUCUCUGUGUGCAUGUCGUGCUUGGCCUCGAUGCUCUCUGAGAAAAUCAUGAAGGCUGGCAGCAGUCAUUUCUACAUCCAGAAGGUGAAUCUGGACGUGGGGAGCUUUGCGACAUCAGUUCUGAUGCUCUGGGUCUGCGGCGUCACCAGCCAACGUCCGCAAGAUGCUUUCUGGAAAGAGCGAGACGUCGGCGGCGGGAAGAUGGAAGCAGGCGUCUUUGUGGGCUGGGACUGGAGGAUGAUGCUGGUGUUGGUCGUCACGCUCCUCCAGAACUGGUUAGCAGGAUUUGUCGCAAAGCGGCUGUCUACCGUGAUCAGAUCCAGUGCCCAGCAGCUGUCAUUGCUCAUUGUGUACUUCUUGGGGGAUAUUUGGCUGAACCACAAGACCUUCGACUGGCCUGUCGGCACCACCGCGCUGGUGAUUGGUUUGUCAGUGCAGGUCUUUGCCUUUGCGGGCCAAGCGGACAAGGCAGUUUGAAUUUGGUACAGGACCUAUGGCAGGCGAUCUUUCGGAGUGCUCCAAGCGAAGCCUUGAGUCCGACCGACCUGGGCAGC